Messenger RNA from Arvicanthis niloticus (Nile rat), 1744 nucleotides. It is a transcript of the gene Tubb4b, whose product is annotated as tubulin beta 4B class IVb. The record is from RefSeq and is a predicted model, not a curated record. Gene Ontology annotation, molecular function: GTP binding; GTPase activity; structural constituent of cytoskeleton. Lineage: Eukaryota; Metazoa; Chordata; Mammalia; Rodentia; Muridae. Gene Ontology annotation, cellular component: microtubule. Gene Ontology annotation, biological process: microtubule-based process.
AGGGAGAACCUCAGGCAGUACUGACCAAUAAUGAGCGUAUAUCGUUGGGAAGGCGGGCCCCAGACCGCUCGAUUGACGGAAAAAUAGCCAAUCAAACAAGGGUAUUUCGUGGCCUCGUUCUGAAAGCCCAAUCCCGUGCUGGCAAGGGCGGGUCGUACGACGUAUAUAAAUGUUGGCAGAGCGUCGGUUGUAGCACUCUGUGCGCCUGCUCCUCCCUAAGUGUUCCUACUAUACAGCCGGUCCGCAGUCGCCGCCGCCAUGAGGGAGAUCGUGCACCUGCAGGCUGGGCAGUGCGGCAACCAGAUUGGCGCCAAGUUCUGGGAGGUGAUCAGCGACGAGCAUGGCAUCGAUCCCACUGGCACUUACCACGGAGAUAGCGACCUCCAACUGGAGCGCAUCAAUGUGUACUACAACGAGGCCACCGGUGGCAAGUAUGUGCCCCGCGCCGUGCUCGUGGACUUGGAGCCCGGCACCAUGGACUCGGUGCGUUCAGGGCCCUUCGGGCAGAUCUUCAGACCUGAUAACUUCGUCUUUGGUCAGAGUGGGGCUGGGAACAACUGGGCCAAGGGGCACUACACAGAAGGUGCAGAGCUGGUUGACUCGGUGUUGGACGUUGUGAGGAAGGAAGCCGAGAGCUGUGACUGCCUGCAGGGCUUCCAGCUGACCCACUCCCUGGGUGGGGGGACUGGGUCUGGGAUGGGUACCCUCCUUAUCAGCAAGAUCCGAGAGGAGUACCCAGACAGAAUCAUGAACACCUUCAGUGUGGUACCUUCCCCCAAGGUGUCAGACACAGUGGUUGAGCCCUACAAUGCCACCCUUUCAGUCCACCAGCUGGUUGAAAACACAGAUGAGACCUAUUGUAUUGAUAAUGAAGCACUCUAUGAUAUCUGCUUCAGAACCCUAAAGCUGACCACACCCACUUAUGGUGACCUGAACCAUCUAGUGUCUGCCACCAUGAGUGGGGUAACCACUUGCCUGCGGUUCCCUGGCCAGCUAAAUGCUGACUUGCGGAAACUGGCUGUAAAUAUGGUGCCCUUCCCUCGCCUGCACUUCUUCAUGCCUGGCUUUGCCCCCUUGACCAGCCGGGGAAGCCAGCAGUACCGUGCCCUGACAGUUCCUGAGCUCACCCAGCAGAUGUUUGAUGCCAAGAACAUGAUGGCUGCCUGUGAUCCCCGCCAUGGCCGCUACUUGACUGUGGCUGCUGUGUUCAGGGGCCGCAUGUCUAUGAAGGAGGUGGACGAACAGAUGCUUAACGUCCAAAACAAGAACAGCAGCUACUUUGUUGAGUGGAUCCCCAACAAUGUGAAAACAGCUGUCUGUGACAUUCCACCCCGGGGCCUAAAAAUGUCCGCCACCUUCAUCGGCAACAGCACUGCUAUUCAGGAGCUGUUCAAACGCAUCUCAGAGCAGUUCACAGCCAUGUUCCGACGCAAGGCCUUCCUACACUGGUACACGGGUGAGGGCAUGGAUGAGAUGGAGUUCACCGAAGCUGAAAGCAACAUGAAUGACCUGGUGUCCGAGUACCAACAGUACCAGGAUGCUACAGCUGAGGAAGAGGGAGAGUUUGAGGAGGAGGCUGAGGAGGAGGUGGCUUAGAGCUGUCUUAGUCGCUAGAGCAUGGGAGCAGUGUGAACUCUUUAUUCAUUCACAGCCUGUCUGCUAGCCAUGUCCACUGUGCAUUUGCUGUCCUGUGUCCUGACAUCACUUGUACAGAUACCACCAUUAAAGCAAUUCAUAGUGUGUG